This is a messenger RNA of Alternaria alternata, 2780 nucleotides long. RefSeq names its product RNI-like protein. Gene Ontology annotation, cellular component: SCF ubiquitin ligase complex. The record is from RefSeq and is a predicted model, not a curated record. Lineage: Eukaryota; Fungi; Ascomycota; Dothideomycetes; Pleosporales; Pleosporaceae. Gene Ontology annotation, molecular function: protein binding. Gene Ontology annotation, biological process: SCF-dependent proteasomal ubiquitin-dependent protein catabolic process. The transcript has a single exon. Bases 410 to 2506 code for a protein of 698 amino acids.
GCAUCCUUCGCGUCAUCUUGUUACACGCUAUAGUCAGCUCUCGGUCGACUUGCUAGCUGACGGCUCGAGAUCGUUCUUGAACCGAAGGGCUGUUGAUCGGCCUGCCUCGCUCGCUCGCCGCAUAACACGGGCCAUGCUCCCCGCCUUUCGCCUUUCUAGACUGGAACUGCCCCAUUCCGCUAUCCGCUCAGCUAUCAAAAACCGCGCACCCAACCGCCGGGUCGGCGUCAGCUUUCCUGCGUUUGUUCCUUUUUGCUGGUACGGGACUGUUCCCACCUUCUCUGCCUGCCAUCUUGCUCCUGCAGUCGUGACGACAUCCUGGUCAAGUUCUCGACAUUGACAGCACCCUCCUUCCCCGCGCCCAACCAUUCAUCGUCGAGCACCGCGCACCGCACAGCCACGCCUCGCCAUGGAGCCGCUAUCCAUCGACUCCGUGGUCGUCGACCAUGGCGAAGUGAACCCCUCGCCGGGAACUCCUCCUUCGGACGCCAUCAUGAUCGAGCAGCCAAAGAUGAAGGGCAGGCAGCGUCUGUUCAUGGGCCUACAACGCAUGGCGUCUUCCAAUAGCCUGGCACACAUGGGCAGACCUCGUUCACACAGUCUGAGAAGCGGCGGAAAGGCAUCCAUGUCUUGCGUCUCCCUCGCAUCGCCUGGCUCGCCGUAUGGAAACUCGUUCGGCAGUUCCUAUUCGUCAGAACUGUCGAAUGGUUACUCUACGGCACCAACAUCAGUAGCCAACAGCCCGCCCGGCACUCCUUUCUGGGAUGAGAGGACCCGCCUACGCAUGAAGACACCAGACGUUCCAUCCUCAGUACCUCUCCCUUCGGCACGACGACCCUUCACCCGGGAUGGCACCGAGGCCGAGAGCGACUACUUCUCGCGGCCUGUACGCAAGGUCCAGAGACGAGUCAACUUCAACUUUUGGGGCGACAUGCCCACCGAGAUUCGCAUGCAGAUUCUUAGAUAUCUCGAACCCAAGGAAAUUGUGCGAUGUUCGCGCGUCUCCAAAUCGUGGCAUACCAUGUGCUUCGACGGUCAGCUGUGGAGCGAUCUCGAUACGAGCAACUUUUACCGCGACAUCUCAGCCAACGCUCUGGUCAAUAUCAUCACAUCGGCGGGUCCGUUUGUCAAGGAUUUGAACUUGAGAGGCUGCGUACAACUGAGGGAACACUGGGGCAAGGACGGCUUCAUUGAGUCUUGCCAGAACCUGGAGAACUUUUCGUUACAGGGAUGCCGGAUUGACCGGACGUCUAUCCACUGCUUCCUACUUCAAAACAGCCGCCUCGUUCACGUCAAUCUCUCGGGUCUCGCAGGCGCAACAAAUGCAGCGAUGAAGAUCCUGGCCGCACACUGCCCAAGAGUCGAAGUCUUGAACAUCUCAUGGUGUAACAACAUCGACAACCGUGGGCUGAAAAAGGUUGUCGAGGGUUGUAAAAAGUUGCGAGACAUCAGAGCUGGUGAAGUACGAGGCUGGGACGACGUCGACCUGAUGGUGGAGUUGUUCAAGCGAAACACUCUAGAAAGGCUCGACCUCAAGAACUGCGACAGUCUCAAUGAUGAAGCGCUGGCUGCUUUGAUCGAGGGCGUAGACGAAGAGGUCGACGUCCUUACCGAUCGGCCAAUCGUCCCACCCAGAAAUCUCAAGCACUUGAACCUUACUCGUUGCCGCAGUAUCACCGAUACCGGCCUGAAGACGUUAGUACACAACGUCCCAUAUCUCGAAGGCCUCCAAGUCUCGAAAUGCGGCGGACUCACCGAUGAUGCGUUAAUGAGCUUACUGCCUACUGUGCCAGUUCUUACGCAUCUAGAUGUUGAAGAGAUCGACGGAUUGACCAACGAAGUCCUGAAGACACUCGCUGAAGCUCCAUGCGCCCCUCAUCUGCGACACCUCUGCAUCUCCUACUGCGAAAAUCUAGGGGAUGCGGGCAUGCUCCCCAUACUGAAAGCCUGCACCCGUCUCGCAUCACUUGACAUGGAUAACACACGCAUCUCCGACCUCGUCCUCGCAGAAGCCGCAUCAGGCCUCCGCAACCGCAACCGCGCCGCUCGUGGCUUAACCAACUCAGAGCGCCCAGAGGUUGGUCUUCGCAUCGAAGCAUAUGACUGCGCAAAUGUAACAUGGACCGGUGUUCGCGAAGUCCUAUCUCGAAAUGCAGAGAUCACACGUCCUUCUUCGCGCUCUGCGAGCAAAGUCGCGACGUAUCCACGUGAGAUUAUCAAGCUCAAGUGCUUCCAUAACUGGCAACCUACGGUGGAGGAACAUACCAAGCGUGUCUUGAGGGGUGAUUUCGCAGCCGCCGCGCGUUUGGAACGCAAGUGGGCCGAUUGGAUGAUGCUAAAUGAGGAAGCAGGUGUUGGUGGUGCUGGAGCCAGGCGGCGGAGAAGAAGAGCGAGGGAAGCGCAGAUGAUGCAUGCGGAUGAGGAGGAAGGCGGUGCUGGUGCUACUGGCGGUGUCGGCCGCCGCCGCCGUGCGCGAAGUGGUCCAGGUGGCUGCACUGUGAUGUGAAUGUGUUUUUUGGUAUCUACAGCGGCGGGGUCAUAUGGCGUCUUCUUCUUGGGAUAGAAGUUGGCCCCAGGUUUGUGGGUUGAUGCAGCAAUGUUGCAUAUGGCUCGAAUACGUUGCACAAUGAUCCGAUGCUCCUCCCCUUGGGUGAGUAUGAGCGUUGGAAAUAGUCCUGAUAUUAGCAUGGGUAUCUGGAGUUGUGGAGCGGCUACUCUUCUACUGUUCAUAGAUCUCUACAUGUUGCAUGUUACAUAGUUAUGCAUCCAUCUUCAUUCAC